Molecule: messenger RNA, 588 nt
Organism: Pseudovirgaria hyperparasitica
Lineage: Eukaryota; Fungi; Ascomycota; Dothideomycetes; Acrospermales; Acrospermaceae
Exons: 1
Coding region: 203-430 (75 amino acids)
Source: RefSeq, a predicted model, not a curated record
AUAUAUACCAUUCUAAUAGACAUAUUCAUCUCUCGGUCUCCCUAUCUCCUUCCUAUUCGGGUAAUUAUUAUACACUUAACUUAAUUUAACACAAGCAAUCUCAAUCCCUUGGCGUAGAUUCCAAGCUCAAUCCGUACUUUUAGGGUGACUAAUCAUACAAUCCUAAUCUAGGACCUCAGAUUGUAUCCGAUUGUAGAUGGUCAUGUCUGUGGGUGGGCUUGGCUGCGAUACGUUUGCCCUGGAAGACAACCAAGGAGCAGAUACCUUUCAAUCCGGCUCCAUGACUUUCGGAAUGAAGAACACGUUAGACGUCCCUCAGAGCUUCUCUGUGCCGGAUGGUGGUCGCUGCGGCCCUGGUACUGGAGCCAAAUGUAGUCCGGGCUUCUGCUGCUCCAGCGAGGGCUGGUGGUGUGUACGACGCCGUUUUUAAUGCUCUAGAGAACUAACUCAAGUUCUAGUGGCGACACUCCCGAGCACUGUGGCUAUGGUAGAUGCAAUCCUCCAUAUAGCGGCUCCGACAGCUGCCAAGGUCCUGACCUCUGGAAAUCCUGGAAAGCCGCGCUCGCGGAUCCUAUAGACGACAGUCAU